CUGGCCCCGCAGGAGGCCGCGCAGAGGCUGAAGUCGGUCGCGCCCGUGAAGCUCGUGCUCUCCAGCCGCACGGACGCCGGGGUCCACGCGCUGAGCAACGCGGCGCACCUGGACGUCCAGCGCCGCUCCGGCCGGGCCCCCUUCUCCCCUGCGGUCCUGACGGAGGCCCUUAACACCCACCUGAAGCACCCCGCCAUCCGGGUCCUGCAGGCCUUCCGUGUGCCCAGUGACUUCCACGCCCGCCACUCCGCCACGUCCAGGACCUACCUGUACCGCCUGGCCACCGGCUGCCCCCGGCAUGACCAGCUGUCUGUGUUUGAACGGAACCGAUGCUGGGCGCUGCGGGCAGACCACUUGGACAUAGCUGCCAUGCAGGAGGCUGCCCAACACCUCCUGGGGACACAUGACUUCAGCGCCUUCCAGUCGGCCGGCAGCCCGUCCACUACCUCGGUGCGCACACUGCGCCGAGCCUCGGUGUCCCCUGACCCAGCCAGCCCCUUUGUCGUCCCCCAGGAGAGGAGGAUACAGUUCUGGAGCCUGGAGUUUGAGAGCCAGUCCUUCCUGUACAAACAGGUGCGGAGGAUGACAGCGAUCUUGGUGGCCGUGGGACUAGGAGCUUUGACUCCUGCUCAGGUGAAGAUGAUUCUUGAGAGCCGGGACCCCCUGGGCAAGCAUCAGACACGUGUGGCCCCGGCCCACGGCUUGUUCCUGAAGUCAGUGCUAUACAGCGGCCUCAAGGACUUUGCAUCUGGGAGUCCAGCCUGGGCCCAGCAGGAAAGCCAGGGACCAGGGGGCAGGGAGGCCCCAGGUCAGCCAGAGGACUUCAGGCCAGAGACCAAUGGCCCAAAGGCAAACAGCCUGGAGUGAGGUGCCCAUGUUCCUCAGGGGCAGAGCUCCCUCAGCCCACACCCCACGAGUUCCCAAUGGAGGAGGGAGGCUAAGGGGGGGCUCCCCAGCCCCUGCAGAGAACUCCCUGCCCCCAAGCUGACCUAGGAUCUGUCUACAGGUCCUGCCUCCAGCAUUCCCAAAGCUUUUGGCCUUGUGUAGUCUGCAGGGUCCAUAGCACUGAAGCCACAGAUGACCCCCAGGUGCCGAGCCAAGGUCAAGAGCAACCUUGGCUCACUUGGCCAGGCCACUGGACCCUGCCUAGCUCUGCACACCACAUGCCCUGUGUUGUCAAGCACUCAGCUGCCUGGGGCCACAGCAGGCCUCCUGCCUCCCCAAGUCCCCACCACCUUGGGUGCCUGUCUGCCCCAGGUAGGCUACCCCGGGGGUAGGUACAAGAAACAGGUGUGAGCACCGUGAGCACCAAGACUGGAACACAGGCAGCCUUUGGUUCUGUUUACUGGAAAUUAUCAUCUCAGACUCAGAAAUAAAAUGUGAAGAAGU
Messenger RNA from Miniopterus natalensis, 1389 nucleotides. The record is from RefSeq and is a predicted model, not a curated record. Lineage: Eukaryota; Metazoa; Chordata; Mammalia; Chiroptera; Miniopteridae.